UGCCGCAUGCUGGUCGAGGAGGUCGAGCACUUCCAGUUGUCAGGACUGCCUGCCCGUCGGCCAAACUCGAUGAACAACUACGGCCUCAUUCUCAACGAGAUUGGGCUGCGCGCGUCGCUGAGCAGGUUGCAGGCUGCCAUCGCGCCGCUGGCACGCGCCGUGUUCCCCGCCGAGGGCCGCUCUCUUGACGACCACCACAGCUUUGUCGUGUCGUACAAG
Emiliania huxleyi CCMP1516 is the source of this 219-nucleotide messenger RNA. RefSeq lists its product as hypothetical. The transcript has a single exon. The annotation marks the transcript as partial. Lineage: Eukaryota; Haptophyta; Isochrysidales; Noelaerhabdaceae. The record is from RefSeq and is a predicted model, not a curated record.